ACAGCUCUGACCGUCGUACCGAGCCUACGGGUACCGUGCGACCCAGUAGCAUUACUGUCGCAGAAAGAGAGCAGUCCUUACAAUUCCCUACCUUACAGACUCAUCGUCGAAGAAGCGCCUUCUCGCGCGGCUCUGCGGGUUCCUGCAUAAGCGUGUGUGGCGCUCCUCCACUCUGGUCAUGUGGACGUCACUUUGUCGUGCGGAGGAACGAAAGCUUGGGAGCUUGUCAUCGCAGUGUCAGUAAACCUUCCAAAAACCCUGCAUCAACAUCUUCUUCAUACAGCCACAACCACCUCUUUUAUUCGAAUCUACACCUUCACGCGUCAAAAUGUACACCACCAGAGCAAUUGCACGCUCUUCCAGAGCAGUGCGCAUCAACAACGCCGCCCUCCGCCGCAAUGUCCGCUUUCAGUCAGACAGCGCAACCAGCAAAGCAGCUUCCCAGACCGCCUCCGUCGCCCAAAACCCGUGGGUUAUCGGCUCCGUCUCCGGCCUACUUGGAGGUAGCAUAGCUUUCUAUAUCUGGUACUCGACCUCCGGCCUCGCCGCCGCCACCAAGACCGCCCGUCAAGCCAAGAGCUACUACGACAAGGCCACUUCCCAGCUCAAGGUCACUUUCCAGGAGAACACACCUGAGCCGAGUGAGGCACUCCAGGCCCUUAAGGAUGCAGCCAACAAGUAUGCGGGAUGGGUGCCCGGUGGCAAGCAAUACGUCGAUAAGAUCUUUGACGAUCUUGAGAUGAUCCGCAAGCGACACGGGGAGGAGGUUGACAACAUUGUUUCUGAGGCCUACGGUGAGCUGCGCUCCGAGAGCAAGAAAGGGAUGAGCCUAGAGACUGUCAGCGGAUCAUGGCAGAUCCUGCAAAAGCACUUGCAACGUCUUGCCGGCCUGGCUGGUGACGCUACGGAAGACAUCCUGAACAACCACCCAGAGCUGAAGGAGCGCCUCGGCGUGCCAAUUGACCAGCUCAAGCAACUCGGCCAGCAGAUGGGUCCCGAAGUGCAGAAGUCGAUCGAUGAGACGUGGAGCCAGGUCUCCGAUAUCCUCAAGGAGGGCAUCAGCUUCUCAUCCGCUGACAAGAUCCGAAAGCUCGUACAGGAUAAGCAGCAGCAAAUCCGCCAAAUGGGCGAGCAGGCGUUCGACAAGGGAUUCGAGCAGGUCAAGCCAAUGCUCGGCAACAACCCACAACUCAAGCAGCUCGUGGAGAAUAACAUGGACACGCUGCGCCAAGGCAAUGUAUCGCAGGUCAUCCCCAUGAUCCAGACCGCCGUAUCGGGUGGCAACACGCUUGAUCUGGAGAAGUACAUCGUCAACGCAAAGGAGAAAGCACAGCAGCAAUUCUCGUCCGGUGGACUCAACGAGUGGCUGAAUAUGAUCCCACAAGGUGGCAAGAUCCUACCGCAGCUUCAGAAGCUCAAGUCAAUCGCCGAGCAGCAGGGCCCGCAAGCUCAGCAGCUCGCGCAAGAGACUCUCUCCGAAAUCGGCCAGGUGUUGGAGAAGAAGGCUAAGAAGUAUGAGGAUCUGUAUAACCAGUCGAAGCAACAAGCUAGCAAAUAGACCGGUGCACUAGGUGUUACGCGGACCAGAAGCGGUAAUGCAUGCCAAUGACGCGGCGGACGUAAGCAACAAGCAUGGUGUUGAGAGAUGAAGCAAAAGCAGUGCGCUGUGAAGCGCGCGUGUGUAUUGAGG
This is a messenger RNA of Baudoinia panamericana UAMH 10762, 1690 nucleotides long. RefSeq lists its product as uncharacterized. The transcript has 2 exons. The record is from RefSeq and is a predicted model, not a curated record. Bases 329 to 1558 code for a protein of 409 amino acids. NCBI's taxonomy places the organism in Eukaryota, Fungi, Ascomycota, Dothideomycetes, Mycosphaerellales, Teratosphaeriaceae.